Molecule: messenger RNA, 889 nt
Organism: Corylus avellana
Lineage: Eukaryota; Viridiplantae; Streptophyta; Magnoliopsida; Fagales; Betulaceae
Gene: CML11
Product: calmodulin-like 11
Cellular component (GO): myosin II complex
Molecular function (GO): calcium ion binding
Source: RefSeq, a predicted model, not a curated record
AAGCCCAGCUAAGCUUGAGCUAUUCUCAACAUUCUCUCUCUCUCUCUCUCGCUCUCUCUCCCCCUCUCUCUCUCUCUCUGUGCGAAAGCUCGGUUCCAUGACAAACGCCAUGGCAGAUGCUCUGAGUGAAGAACAGAUUGUUGAGUUUAAGGAAGCAUUUUGUCUGUUUGACAAGGAUGGAGAUGGUGGGCAUUUCUCUGUUCUGUUUAUCUUCAAUUUAUGCUUCUAUAGCCAUAUAAAGAUAUAUAUUUAUACAUAUAGAACAUGUUUUUUUGAUUGUGUAGGUUGCAUUACUGUUGAAGAAUUGGCGACCGUUAUCCGGUCGUUGGAUCAGAAUCCGACGGAGGAGGAGCUUCAGGACAUGAUAAACGAAGUUGAUGCUGAUGGGAACGGGACAAUAGAGUUUGCAGAGUUCUUAAACUUGAUGGCCAAGAAAAUGAAGGAAACUGAUGCUGAGGAGGAGCUUAAAGAGGCCUUCAAAGUGUUUGACAAGGACCAAAAUGGGUAUAUAUCAGCUAAUGAGUUGAGGCAUGUAAUGAUCAAUCUGGGGGAAAAAUUGACGGAUGAGGAAGUCGAGCAGAUGAUCAGGGAGGCUGAUCUGGACGGUGAUGGACAAGUCAACUACGAAGAAUUUGUCAAAAUGAUGAUGACCAUAGGAUGAAUAUGAUCGAAGACUUAUUCAAAUUCAUUUAGUUAUGAAGCCCCAAAAAGAAAUAAGUGUGAUUAUUUGACGUGCUGUUAUUGUAGCCGUUGAUGUCAAUGACCCAAGAAUUAGAAUGACUAGUCUUUACCCUCUCUGCCGUUGAUUUGUUUGAUUAAAAGUGUAUUCUUUCAUUCCUAGUUGAUUAUUGUUAUAUGCUUCAAAUAAGAAUUAAUGUGGCUCCAUUAU